Pocillopora damicornis (cauliflower coral) is the source of this 631-nucleotide messenger RNA. Its product is annotated as insulin-like peptide IlO1_i1. Gene Ontology annotation, molecular function: hormone activity. Gene Ontology annotation, cellular component: extracellular region. NCBI's taxonomy places the organism in Eukaryota, Metazoa, Cnidaria, Anthozoa, Scleractinia, Pocilloporidae. The record is from RefSeq and is a predicted model, not a curated record.
AUGAAGGAAUCGUUACUUUGGACCAUUGUGCCAUUCCUGGCUAUUGUUUUAAGUCUUGAGGCUGUUACAGGGUCUAAACUUGUCAAGGCGUAUGAAGUUGGAUCUAGGCGAAUUGAUGCCCAUAUCUGUGGCGAUCAUAUCAAAGAAGUCUACACAAAAGUGUGUAUUGACGAAUCUGUUGGAAAGAGGAAACGUAGAUCGCCUUUGAUGGAAGAAAAGGAGGCACUAAGUUUUAUACAUUCUGAAAGCAAUAGAAGUCUACGAAAAGCACGUUCAGUUAGAACUGUUAAUAUUGUUGAGGAGUGUUGUAUAGAGGGUUGCACUAUCGGUGAAUUGAAGGAAUAUUGUUGAAGUAACUGCAGGCAAAUUUACAUGACAGUGGCAAAAUAGGUUCUAAGGAGUAUUUAUCUUGGAAAUUCGUUACCAAAUUUGUAAAAAGAUGAAAUAAAUUAAAUUUAACACAACAAAAAGUGAUCAAUGGAGAGAUACUGGAUUAUUCAAGGAAAACCUAGAACAUACAUAGUAACAUAAGGGUAACAAUAGAGUACCUUAUAUCCAAAAAGAGAAUGAAGAGUGGCUUAGAGCCGCAGCAUUAAAAGACAUGGGUAACCAAAUGAGCCUAGAUUCAUCA